AACCACCACCAUGAUCAGAACCUUCACCCGUUUCCUCACCCAGGACCUCAGAGCCGGUAAGGGCGUCUGGACAGACUUCACGUCACGUGCAGAGUCUCUCAAGGCCCAGCUGCCUCACCAGCUCGCUCCCACACCCCCCAACAAAAAGGUGUACCACUCCCCACCCUUGAUCAACGAAACUUUCCAACAGGCCUAUGAACUUUUACAACAAGAAAGCGCCAACAUCUACAAAACCGCCCAAAGUGAAUCCGAUCCUGCUGUAAAAGACAAGCUCUUGGCGAUGGCUGAGGCCAAAAACCCCGAGGUUUUGUACAAUAUGCACCGUUAUCCUCAAUCGUUGGAUUUGUCUCAACCAGUAUAUAGAAACUUUGCCCGUAAGCAAUGGGAAGGCCACGAUUUAUUGGUGUUGAUGCAGAGACUCGAACAGUUGAAGGUCAUUCCCGACACAAUGCCGACGUUGGUCCCCAAAGUGGAUGUGAAAAUCAAGUUUCCUCAUAACACCACCUCCGAAUUCAGCGGUUGGAUCACCCCUGGUGAGAUCUUACCAGCGUUUGCUGUGAGCCAGCCACCAGUGAUCCAAGUGCAACACUUUGAUCACGGCGACGUUCAUGCGGUCAGAAAGUACACGGUUUUGGUGGUGAAUCCCGAUGAGCCGGACUUAACCACCAAUUCUUUCAGGACCACCUUGAACUACGGUGUGGCCAACAUUGGUCUUUCGUUGGAAGACAAUACGUUGGAUGUGGGUAAGUACUUGGCGGAGCAGUUAUCUGUAUUCCGUGAAUACGAGCCGCUUGUGCCUGAAGUGAAUAGCGGAAACUACCAACGAGCCUGUUUGUGGUUGUUUGCACAAAAGGAUAAUGCUGAUAUAUCAGUGGACACAAAUGCGUUUAACUCGCAGAACUUUGAUAUUAGGCAGUUCAGCGAGUCGUACGGCUUGGAGGCGGUUGGAGCCCAUGUGUGGAGACAGGUGUUUGACCGGCUGGUGAAUAGAGUGAGAGAGCAGUACGGGCUCCCUCUGGGCCGUGUGUUCCACCGAGUGAGAAAAGCCCAUCCUUUGAUUUAGACUUGUAAAUAGACAAUUACGUUAUUCUGUAAAG
Yamadazyma tenuis ATCC 10573 is the source of this 1097-nucleotide messenger RNA. The record is from RefSeq and is a predicted model, not a curated record. Lineage: Eukaryota; Fungi; Ascomycota; Pichiomycetes; Serinales; Debaryomycetaceae.